AUGGCCGGUGACCACCUCCAGCCUCAACAGUACGAAGUGCAACGAUGCCGUCGUGCCGUACUUGCUUUGAUUGCAAAGAUACGUCACUGCAAUGAGGUGGAGCUCCAGGAGCUACUGAAGUCCAUACGAAACGCGAACAGUCUGGCCGAGGCCAAGCAGCAAGCUUUGGAUCUCGACUACUGCUGA
This is a messenger RNA of Penicillium cinerascens, 186 nucleotides long. RefSeq lists its product as uncharacterized. The coding region runs from base 1 to 186 and encodes 61 amino acids. Lineage: Eukaryota; Fungi; Ascomycota; Eurotiomycetes; Eurotiales; Aspergillaceae. The transcript has a single exon. The record is from RefSeq and is a predicted model, not a curated record.